AUUCGAGAGACCUUCGGAAAGAUCAUCACCGAGCCCGAAAUUCGGGCUUUUGAAGCAAUUGCCAAGUACUACUUUAAACAAACUCGACAGCGAUAUCUUCCUGAGUACUGGGUGCCCAUCCAGUGGGCGGUUCGAUUGGUCCAAAAAGCCGGUCUCCAUGGUAACAUGCCUGAUCCGCGUAUGAUUGGUUAUAUGUUCAAGGAAAUUGGCAUUUUCCGUGAUAGAUUGCAACAUUUGGAAAUUUAUAGCAGUUUAAUGAUGCCUCUCGUCUAUACACAAGUGAGUUUCAAGAACACAGGGUUAUUUCAUUUCCUAUCAAUAUUAACCGGACUAAUUUGUUUUUUUCUUAAAUUAUUUUCAUUUUUUAUAAUAUUAUGA
This is a messenger RNA of Rodentolepis nana, 378 nucleotides long. Lineage: Eukaryota; Metazoa; Platyhelminthes; Cestoda; Cyclophyllidea; Hymenolepididae. The record is from the annotation of a GenBank genome assembly.